AUGUCUCAGGAACUGCUUCCCGUGGAGGUGCCGGAAUCACUGUACUACAUGGAUCCAGGGAAGGCCAGGAUGUUAUAUAAUGCAAAAGGUCUACAGGAUGAAGACUCAGACAUCAAUUCUUUGAGAGAUGGUGGACAGCAAGGAGAUGAAGGAAGUACUGCACAGGACAAUGGAGAUUUCAAGAUAGAAUCCUCUCCCUGCUACCUGCUGACUGUAAGGAUCAUACGGAUGAGAAAUGUCCAGCGAGUGGACACCUUAACCCAGGCUGAUUGCUACGUAUCGCUGUGGCUGCCAACUGCAACAUGUGAAAAGUCUCGUACUAAAACUGUGAGAAACUCCAACAACCCAGUGUGGAACGAAACCUUCUACUUCAGGAUCCAGAGUCAGGUCAAGAACGUGCUGGAGCUGACAGUGUAUGAUGAGGAUUUUGUUACUCCAGAUGACCAUCUCCUCUGUGCCCUCUUUGAUACUGCUAAACUUCCAAUAGAAAGAACAGUGCUCCUGUAUUUUAAGGCCAGCCCACAGGCUACGGAGGAGCUAGAGGUUGAAUUCAAAUUGGAGGCUGCUUCUGGUCCUCAUGAAACCAUUGCUACCAACGGAGUGCUGGUGUGUCGUGAACUUUGUUGCUUGGAAGUUGAAGUGGCAGAGAAGAUGCAGCAAAAAUCAAAGAAAGAGCUUUCUCUCACUGUGAAGGGCUCCUUUGAGGGAACGCAGGAUAUCACACUGGGCCCUGAUGGAGCAGCCAGCCCGUCGGGUCCCACCAAGUUCCACUAUAUCAAGUAUUCAGAGCCAACACUAGAUGUCAUGUUGCCAAAGAAGAGGCGCUACCACCCUUGGACCUGUCAGUAUACUACAGAGACGGGCUCCCCAGCCCUGAUGCUGAAUUCAUUGCCCAUGGGAAGGCAAACAACCAUUGCAGAGGAGAAAAGAUUUGACUUGAAUGUGACAGCACAAAGCUGUAAUUGUUCAUGCCACCGAGACCUGGACAUGCGCUUUGGGUUUGACUUAUGUUCAGAGGAGAUGACUUUCCUGAGAAAAAGGAAGAGAUAUGUAGCAAGUGCUCUGAAAAAUGUCUUCCACCUACAACAGGAUCUGGAGGAUUGUGAAGUCCCCGUUGUGGCUAUCAUCACGACAGGUGGAGGACUGAAGUCGAUGACAGGACUAUAUGGCGGCCUCAUGGGACUCAAGAAAUUAAAUCUCCUUGACUGCAUAACAUACAUCAGCGGGCUGUCUGGCACCACAUGGACCAUGGCCAACUUAUACAGAGAUGCUUACUGGUCACAGAAGGAUCUAGACUCACAUAUUGGUGAAGCCCAGAAACAAGCAACCAAAUGCAAGAUGGGCUGUUUCUCUAUGGAUCGUAUGAAAUACUACAACAAGCAGCUUUGUCAGCGUAGAGAAGAGGGAUACAGGACAUCAUUUAUAGAUCUUUGGGGGCUCAUGAUUGAGUACUUGCUGAAUGAUGGGAAAGACCCCCACAAACUUUCAGAACAGCAAGAAGCACUGUGUGAUGGCCAGAACCCACUGCCCAUCUAUGUGUCAGUCAAUGUCAGGAACAGCUACAGCACCAAUGAUUUCAAAGAGUGGGUGGAAUUCACUCCCUACGAGGUGGGACUUCCCAAGUAUGGCGCAUUCGUCCGCACAGAGCAUUUCGGAAGUGAGUUCUUCAUGGGACGCUUGUUGAAAAAGCUCCCUGAGUCCCGGAUAUGCUACUUGCAAGGUAUGUGGAGCAGUAUAUUUUCUGUGAACCUAUUACAAAUAUGGGGAUUGUCCCACAGUUCGGAGGACUUCUGGAAGAGAUGGACACAAGACAGAAUAGAAGAAGUUGAUGAAGACCCAGUGUUGCCUACAAGACCCCACGAGCUGAGGACUCGCAUGUACACUCCUCCUGGCCCCCUGUCCAGCGCCCUUCGGGGAGCAUUGACCGACCGCUUCUCCGUGGCCCAGCACCACAACUUCCUGAAGGGCUACCAGCUGCAUAACAACUACAUGGAGAAUGAGCACUUCUGUCGAUGGAAAGACACUGUGUUAGACUCACGUCCCAACCAGCUGAUGGAAAACUCUGAUCUCCUGGGCAUGAUAGAUGCUGGAUUUUUCAUCAAUACCAGCAGUCCACCACUUUUAAGGCCACAGAGGGAAGUGGAUGUCAUCAUAUAUUUAAGUUAUACUACUGGAUCACAUACAUCGUCUCUAGAUAAGGCGUACAAAUACUACUCAGAGCAGAAAAUCCCAUUCCCCAAAAUUUCUUUGACUGAUGAAGAUAAGAAAAAUCUGAAAGAGUGCUACAUCUUCCAAGAUUCAGAUUUGCCAGGAUGUCCGAUUGUGAUUUUUCUUCCCCUUGUGAAUGAUACCUUCCGAGAGUACAAAGCACCUGGUGUCAAGCGCUGUUGCUCAGAGAUGGAGGAAGGACAACUUGAUUUGGACAGUCGUUUUUCCCCUUACUGCAUGUUCUCGGUCAGGUACACGGAUGAGAAUUACCGCAGGCUGCUGAACCUCAGUGAAUACAACAUCCUGAACAACUCACAGAUGAUUAAGCAGGCCUUGCAGAUAGCAAUGGAAAGGAGAAGACAAAAUACGUGCUAAUCACCCCUCCAACUGCCCCUAUCUUCUCAGAGGAGCUUUUCAUGCUCUAGGACACAGAUGGGACAGACAGUUUUGAACACUGGCCAUUCUGCACUACAGAAAGAAACUACCCCAGGUGGCUCCGUGGUUUGUUGGGGUUUUUUUUUCCAUUCCCAAGAAGUGGCCUCUAUAGGCAAAGACAUUGCCUGGGACAUUCUUACAUAUGCUUUGUUCGCUAAAUUAAGGUUGUCUGUAGAACACUCUUUAACCUAAAAUCCUUGUUAGAUUUUUUAAAUAGUGUUACUUUAAGACUAACUUAUAUUGUAUGAUAUAUAGGAAAAUAAUUUUUUAGCACCAUAGUGCCACAGUGGUACAACUCAAUCAACACACCUAGAAGCCGUAAGUAGAGAGUAUAAACUUCUGCUCCCUACAAUUCUUCUUUGUGGAACACAAGGUGCAUCCAACCCUGGAAAAGGAAGAAAACCUGAGACACAACUAGAAGAUGGCAUUGGAUCCCUGGGUCAACUCUGUUUCGCAAGUGUCCUAAAGAGCAGCUGCAGAGGCUGGAAGUGUAAGAGGGACAGUGUGUGCACACAGCCAGCCCCAUGAAUCAUGUCCACCUCCUGGCCUCUCUUAGGCUAUACAUAGAUGGGAAGGAGCUACUUAGGAGGAAGUGGUGUAAGUUUUUUUAAAGCGAAAGGUGUAAUUUGGGCACAUCAAAAUUUCCUGUGAAUUUAUAUCACAGGUUUGAUUGUUUUGUGUUGAGCCAGUAUAUAAAAGAGUCAACAGUUUAUUUUGCAGCUUUCAAAAUAAAACACCCUGGAUUUUUCUUCCCCAGUUGAGUUACUU
Messenger RNA from Pezoporus occidentalis (night parrot), 3411 nucleotides. RefSeq names its product cytosolic phospholipase A2 epsilon-like. Gene Ontology annotation, biological process: glycerophospholipid catabolic process. The record is from RefSeq and is a predicted model, not a curated record. NCBI's taxonomy places the organism in Eukaryota, Metazoa, Chordata, Aves, Psittaciformes, Psittacidae. Gene Ontology annotation, molecular function: calcium-dependent phospholipid binding; calcium ion binding. Gene Ontology annotation, cellular component: cytosol. The coding region runs from base 1 to 2583 and encodes 860 amino acids. The transcript is spliced from 21 exons.